Messenger RNA from Poecilia latipinna (sailfin molly), 1964 nucleotides. Its product is annotated as nucleobindin-2-like. The transcript is spliced from 13 exons. Gene Ontology annotation, molecular function: calcium ion binding. NCBI's taxonomy places the organism in Eukaryota, Metazoa, Chordata, Actinopteri, Cyprinodontiformes, Poeciliidae. The record is from RefSeq and is a predicted model, not a curated record. Bases 78 to 1568 code for a protein of 496 amino acids. Gene Ontology annotation, cellular component: endoplasmic reticulum-Golgi intermediate compartment; extracellular exosome.
ACCUACCAUGCUGCCUAGCCAGUUAGCUGCGGAGGCAGGUCCAGCUGAGAGGGAGUAACGACAGGGCAGCAGAGCAGAUGGGGGACAGGGUUCACAUUAAAAUGUGCUGGAGCCGGGCUCUUCUCACCGGCUGGGUUCUGCUGCUGGUGCAGCUUCAGUACCUGCAGGCUGUUCCCAUCGGCAUCGACAAGACAAAAGUAAAAGAGACAGAGAAGAAGCCUGAUGAGCCACCAGCCAGUGUGGACACUGGACUCCACUAUGACCGCUAUCUCAGGGAAGUAAUUGAUUUUCUUGAGAAAGAUCAGCAUUUCAGAGAAAAGCUGCACAAUACAGACAUGGAGGACAUUAAGCAAGGUAAGCUGGCUCAAGAACUGGACUUUGUCAGCCAUCAUGUCAGAACAAAACUAGACGAAUUGAAAAGGCAGGAAGUAAACCGACUGCGGACUCUGAUUAAAGCCAAGCAUGAUCUGGAAGGAGGAAAUGACAUAGCUGUGGACCACCAGGCUCUCCUAAAGCAGUUUGAGCACCUGAACCACAUGAACCCACACACCUUUGAAGUUGAGGAUCUGGAUCGGCUCAUUAAAUCGGCAACGAAUGAUCUGGAAAACUUCGACAAAGAGAGGCACGAGGAGUUCAAGAGGUAUGAGAUGAUGAAGGAGCACGACAGGCGGGAGCACCUGAAAACUCUGGAUGAGGAGCAGAGAAAGAAAGAGGAGGAGCACUACGAGGAGAUGAAGAAGAAGCAUGCGGAUCACCCUAAAGUCAACCACCCAGGCAGCCAAAAUCAACUAAAAGAGGUUUGGGAGGAAGCUGAUGGAUUAGACCCAGAGGACUUUGAUCCAAAGACCUUUUUCAACCUGCAUGAUACUAAUGGAGAUGGUUUCUUCGAUGAACAAGAGCUUGAAGCAUUGUUCACCAAGGAGCUGGAAAAAAUCUAUGACCCCACCAAUGAAGAGGAUGAUAUGGUGGAGAUGGAAGAGGAGAGGCUGCGGAUGAGAGAGCAUGUUAUGAACGAGGUGGAUUCCAACAAAGACAGGUUGGUGUCUUUAGAUGAGUUUCUGGUUGCUACAAAGAAAAAGGAAUUCCUGGAACCAGAUAGCUGGGAGACUCUGGAGCAGAAUCAGGCCUACACAGAUGAGGAGAUGAGAGAGUUCGAGGAGCAUCUGGCUCAGCAAGAACAGGACCUCAAUCAGAGGACCGUUGAUCUUCAAAAACAGAGAGAGGAGCUGGAGCGACAGCAGGAGCAGCUGAAUGCACAGAAAGUUGAACUCCAGCAGGCUGUUGAACAUAUGGAACGACUGAAGUCAGAGAAAGUCGAGCUUCCUCCAGAGGUUCACGUCGAAGGAAACGCCGACCCUGAGGUCCACGCAGCUGACAACCAGCUGCAUCCUGAUCAAGAAGCCCACCCGCCAGGACAUCAAGAGAUACCCCAGCACCAUCAGGAUACGCCACAAGAGCACCUUGAGCAACACAAUCAAGACUUACCUCAGCAAGGACAACCCCAGGCUCAUCACGACGGACUGCCAAACCAGCAGAAUGUUGCACAAGGCCAGCAUAACCUGGCAUAACGGCGUCAAAACAAAACAAAAAAAACAAAAAAUCAACACCGGACUUUCGCUGUACUUAACUCGUACUUAGAGAGGAGCGAUGUCCCUCAAUCCUAAGACCACUUUAACAGGUACAACCAGCAUUUUAGGUUUUUAAAUACUAUAUGAAGAUUGGCACAUAUCAGACCCGUUAUCCCCGAUACACGUUUUAUAGCAGCAAUCUUCAGAUCAUAUGAACAGAACUGAAAAUGACCCACCACUAACCUGUAUUGAUAAUUAUUUUAGAGAAGUGCAAAGAAAUAAGAAGAAUAUUUACCAUCCACAUAGAACAGUGUUUAAGUCUCUUCUGUGGCUUUGGCAUGCAGAGUUUCUUGGAUUUGUGCAGUAACGGUUUUAAAGAGCUUUAAGAUGUAAAAA